AGCACAAAUAAAAGGAAAGGUAAGCUCGCCUUGAGUGAAAGCCAGUGAAGUAGGCGAGCGCCACCGUGCUUCUCAUGUGUGACACUCACAAUGGGAUUCUUCUACUUUCUAUUUGCGCUCCUGCCUCUGGCUGUUGCUCAAGCACCAACGAACUAUGACGCGUGCCCAAACAAGACAUGGGAACCUGAAAAGGAUCCAUACCCGCACCGUUGUGUUCACUUCUGUCCAGAUGGACGUGGAUGGCUCAUGGCAUAUUAUAUGAAUUUUACCAAAUGCUGGUACAACGACGAUGUAAAUGGAACGUGCUAUGAUGGUUUAUGCUACAAUCACCUGCCGGAAAAUGUGACGACUGGUGCCCCUCCUGCCACUACUGAAGUAAUGUUUACAACAGCAAGCACAAGAAGCAACGAGGAGACAAUGAACACAUGGAGCAACGAGGAGACAAGGGACACAUGGAGCACUGAGUCUUCAGCAUCUGACGGCACAACUACUACGAAAAAGGCGGAGACGACCGAGGAGAAGAAGAAGGAGAAAGAAAAGAAAAAAAAGAAGAAAAAGAAGGAAAAAAAGACAACUCAAUUUGUAGAAUGGUAGAUGAUAGCAGUAUGAGCAUUUUUCUUUUUCUGGUAAAAUCAAUAAACUAUAUGUUAUAAUAAGA
Rhipicephalus microplus (southern cattle tick) is the source of this 658-nucleotide messenger RNA. RefSeq lists its product as uncharacterized. The record is from RefSeq and is a predicted model, not a curated record. Lineage: Eukaryota; Metazoa; Arthropoda; Arachnida; Ixodida; Ixodidae.